Molecule: messenger RNA, 735 nt
Organism: Aspergillus costaricaensis CBS 115574
Lineage: Eukaryota; Fungi; Ascomycota; Eurotiomycetes; Eurotiales; Aspergillaceae
Gene: cdc42
Product: Rho family GTPase CDC42
Exons: 5
Coding region: 1-735 (244 amino acids)
Biological process (GO): small GTPase-mediated signal transduction
Molecular function (GO): GTPase activity; GTP binding
Source: RefSeq, a predicted model, not a curated record
AUGGUCGUGGCAACAAUUAAAUGUGUUGUCGUCGGUGACGGUGCCGUUGGCAAGACCUGCCUUUUGAUCUCCUACACGACGAACAAGUUCCCUUCCGAAUAUGUUCCCACGGUGUUCGAUAACUAUGCCGUCACGCGUCAUUGGUGCUCCCGAUGUCGCUGGCUCGACAAAUGCGAUGGCGUCUGUGGACAAAUAUCGGAAUCUGCAACUGACUCGAUCCCGUUGCGCAAUAGGAUUGGCGAUGAGCCCUACACCCUGGGAUUGUUCGAUACUGCUGGUCAGGAGGAUUACGAUCGUCUCCGUCCUCUUUCGUACCCUCAGACGGAUGUCUUCCUCGUUUGCUUUUCGGUCACUUCGCCUGCCUCCUUUGAGAACGUACGCGAAAAGUGGUUCCCCGAGGUGCACCACCACUGCCCCGGUGUCCCCUGCCUGAUUGUGGGCACCCAAACCGAUCUUCGCGACGAUCCCGCGGUCCGCGAGAAGCUUUCCCGCCAGAAGAUGCAACCGAUUCGCAAGGAAGAUGGAGACCGUAUGGCCAAGGAGCUGGGCGCAGUGAAAUACGUCGAGUGUUCUGCUCUCACGCAGUACAAGCUCAAGGACGUUUUUGACGAGGCCAUUGUUGCCGCGCUCGAGCCUGCUCCCAAGAAGUCGAAGAAGGCAGGCCCGUACGCUCCGGAGGGUUCCAGGCCUGUCAUUGAUGCAUCGCAGACACGUCGUAUGAUUUUGGGAGACUGA